This is a messenger RNA of Aspergillus versicolor CBS 583.65, 1323 nucleotides long. Its product is annotated as putative LaeA-like methyltransferase. The coding region runs from base 39 to 884 and encodes 281 amino acids. Lineage: Eukaryota; Fungi; Ascomycota; Eurotiomycetes; Eurotiales; Aspergillaceae. The record is from RefSeq and is a predicted model, not a curated record. The transcript has 5 exons.
UCCGGACAUCGUAAUUCUCCUCACGCCAUUUACCAACCAUGACUAAAGCACAAGAGAUGUAUCCUCUCGGCCGUGACGAGAUUGAGUCACGCCGGUUGAAUGAACAACACAAACUCCUGCUAGACAUUGUCGGCGGCGCCAUAGACAAGGAUGUGCCAUUGGACAAUAUUUCCACGGUCGCCGACGUCGCUACUGGGACUGGGGUUUGGCUUUGGGAUGCGCAAAAGCAGCUGAAUGAAGGCGCAGGCGAAUCUGAGCGUCAAUUCCACGGCUUCGACAUUUCUGCUGCCCAGUUCCCACCAGCUCCCGCUGGGAUAUCGUUCUCCGAGCACGACAUCUUCCAACCCUUCCCAGCGGAGCAUCUUAACCGCUACGACCUGGUCCAUGUUAGGCUACUGGUCACUGCAUUUCCGGAGUCAGAGUUUAAAAAGGCAGUGGAAAACCUACUUACCAUUCUAAAACCUGGUGGCUACCUGCAGUGGAGUGAAGUCGACUUCGCCCAUGUAGAGGCAGGGAGCGUCGACCACCCGAAAGGCCCAGCAUCUGCGUUACCCUGGAUGAAGUUCACGGAGGUAACGAAAAUCAGCAAAUGCGCCCCGGACGCGCUGUAUAAUGCCUACACCAGUGCUGGACUCGUGAAUGUUGUUAACCGAUCGUCCACUAUUCGCGGACGGACGGACUUGACGGAACGUGCGCAAGAGUGGGAGAGGAAGUUCUUUUCUGCUAUGAUGCACGUUGUUUUGCUCAGAAUAGGCGAGGCAGCCGACGAAGAUGAAGCGAACAGAAAGGCUGCGGUGAUAAAACUAGAUCUUGAGGAAUAUUUUGCUGCUGGGAAGGUGAUAGACGUGCGGUUCGGGACAGUUAUAGGCCAGAAGCCGAAUUAGACACAACAUAUACAGUAUAGGAUUCCAAAUUAGAUCAAGAGCUGCAAUAAUAGCAAAAGAAAAAUGGCCAUUGCUAAUUAAAAGAAUAUGACAUUCCCGAGCCAGCAUAUCGAGAUAUCUGGAAUAGCGCUGGGGCUGAGAAAGCAUGGGUGAACAUUGGCUAAACAAGUCUAUUAUUUAUUUAUUUAAGGCGCUCAGCCGUCUCUAAUCCGCUAUACCGACCCCUGAAGAGAACCAUCCGUCCUGCUGAUUUUACUGCCAGAUCGUUCAAUCUUGCGCAAGAUUCUGGCGGGGUUUCCAGCAGCAACGUGGCAAGGCGCGACGUCCUUUGUCACAACACUCCCCGCCCCAAUGGUACAGCCAUCGCCGACCGUAACUCCAGGCAGGAUGAUGACAUUGCCGGCGAUCCAGCAGUCCUGGCCGAUGGUAACACAGCCAC